UCCAGUGCCUCACAUGUGCUAGGCAAGUGUUCUACCACUGAGCCACAACUCCAGCCCAUCAUUUGUCAUCCUUUCCUAAUACCUAUGCACCAUCAUUAUUGAGCAACAGUGGUUCUAUAUUUUCUUAUGUUGUCCCCUUUGCAUGGAACCAUUGCGUUUCUAUUUCCAAUUUCCUUGUGACUAAUAAACAAACUCACAAUUAAAGAUUCAACUUAGAUUCUCCAAGAACCCUCUUCUGAUCCCUCUAAGUUAGAAUUGAAUACUCUGUCCCAUGUGCUGUUAAUAUUUUAUGUAAAGAAUUCAAUAUGUUUUGUUUCACUUGUAUAUUUGCAUAGAUGUUUUUUGAGCUAGACUGUAAUCUCCUUGAGGGUAGGUACCUCUCAUUCAUCUUUGUAUUCCCAGAAUUUAGUUCAAUGCCUAACACAAAUUUUAUUAAAUGACACAUCUUCCCAAACUCUGUUCUAGUUGAAAUAAUCUAUGUAUGGUCUGAAGAGCCUACUUUUGUUAACAUGUCUUGUUUAGUACUCAAGAGACUGUACAAUGUGGUGGUGGAGAGCAUGGCUUUUGGAGUCAGAAUGGCUGAAUUUGAAUUCUGCUUUAGUUAGUAAUUGUGUGAAUCUUUGCUAAGUGUUCUAAACUCUCCAUGCCUCAGUUUAUCUACACAUAAAAUGGAAAUAAUAAUGACCACCUUUUAAGUAUUGUUGUGAUGAUUAAUCAUGUUUUGACUUACAAAAGUAUAUAUAAAAUUCUUAGAAUAGAAAUUGGGAAAUACUAAGCACUUAGUAAUUUUAGCUAUUAUUUUGAUCAUUACUUCAACUUAAACUUGCUUCUCUUAUUAGCUGAUCUUUUGAGGAAAUAGAAGCCAAAUAAUCAUUUUGAGAAUUAGAGAAAAUAAUAAUUAAAUACUCCAAGAAUCCAGAAACAAUUAAAACCUAGUCAAUAGUAAUUCAUUAACUCCUGUUUUCAAAUUUUUAAUCUUUUUUUCUAUAUAGAUAAGCUAUGGCAGCUCCAGAUUUUGUUUAGUUUUUUAGUCAAACAAGCACAGUUGGUUAAGAAUUUUCCAUUUUUCAGGAGAUUGGCAAUAUUUUUCUGUGGCAUGGUAAAAUUUCUUCUUUCUAGAGUUUGACUAGUAAGAAUAUUGAUUAGACUAUGCAUUUCAAAUUGCUGGAUUUGAUCUAGUUAAAAGAGGAGUGGAAAAACUCAGUGACCAUCAAAAGCAUUAAAGGAAUGACUGUUAUACAGGUAUUUAGUUUCCUUUUAUUUCCAGGUAGGAAUAUUCUCGGGCUAGUGUUUGAGCUAUAUCUACAGGUGGCUAAAUCAAAGUCUCACAUUUUCUUUGCAAUAAGGUUGCCUGAUCAUCACUCUGUACAGAGAUGAGAGGAUUAGGAAGCAGUACCUUUUAUGAAAGCCACUGCACAUACAAGCACACACAAAAUCAUAACAUCACAGGUUAGAAAAAAAUAUUAACAUAAACAGUAGAUCUUAAGUUUAUUUCUUCACUUUUAGAAUGAAAGCACAGAACCUUUGAAUUCAUAGUUACUUAAAGACUGAGGCUAACCUGCUAGCAGCAGGCUAAGAGAUGAGUGCUAACAUCAAGGAACAGCUGUUUCCUUGUUCAAAUAACAUCCCUUUAUGUAUUGUUCUCCACCACCUCCGCCCAAAUAUCUACUCGACCUAUGAAACAAACAAAUCACAUCAUGAGCAGAUAACCCCAGGCUUCAAAUAUGUAAUCUGACUGUGGCCAUCAGCAACCAGAAAUGAGUUUCUUUCUAAUCAGCUUUCCAUCAGUUCUCAGUCACUCAUAUAAAGGAGUCUGGGGAGGGGAGGAUUCUCAUUGCUCUUCAGCACCAGGGUUCUGGACAGCACUCCGAGCAGCCUGCAAAAGCGCUUGUCCUCUUCCUCCCUGCAUCUCCACCAGAGCUUCUAUUGCCCCUGUAGGCUCCCCCUGCUGCUGAGAAAAAAAAUUACAUUGGGAUUCAUGCAGCCAGCAAUGAUGAUGUUUUCCAGUAAAUACUGGGCAAGAAGAGGGUUUUCCUUGGAUUCAGCGGUGCCUGAAGAGCAUCAGCUCCUUGGCAGCUUAACACUGAAUAAAGCUAACUCUAGCAAGAAUGACGACAAGAAAGGCAACAAGGGAAGCAGCAAAAGCAAUACUGCUGCCGAGAGUGGCAAGACAGCUGUCAUUUUCUCCUUGAAAAACGAAGUGGGUGGAUUGGUGAAAGCACUGAGGCUCUUUCAGGAAAAACAUGUCAACAUGGUCCACAUUGAAUCCAGGAGAUCCCGGCGAAGAAGUUCUGAGGUUGAAAUCUUUGUGGACUGUGAGUGUGGCAAAACAGAAUUUGAUGAGCUCAUACAGUUGCUGAAAUUUCAAACCACCAUUGUAACGCUGAAUCCCCCAGAGAACAUCUGGACAGAGGAAGAAGAGCUAGAGGAUGUACUGUGGUUCCCCCGGAAGAUCUCUGAGUUAGACAGAUGCUCUCGCAGAGUUCUUAUGUAUGGUACUGAGCUUGACGCUGACCACCCAGGAUUUAAGGACAAUGUCUAUCGACAGAGAAGGAAGUAUUUCGUGGAUGUGGCCAUGAGUUAUAAAUAUGGUCAACCCAUUCCCAGGGUGGAAUAUACAGAAGAAGAAACUAAAACUUGGGGUAUUGUAUUCCGGGAGCUCUCCAAACUCUAUCCCACUCAUGCUUGCCGGGAAUAUUUGAAAAACUUCCCUUUGCUGACUAAAUACUGUGGCUACAGGGAGGACAAUGUGCCUCAGCUUGAAGAUGUCUCUGUGUUUCUGAAAGAGAGGUCUGGCUUCACGGUGAGGCCGGUGGCUGGCUACCUGAGCCCGCGAGACUUUCUGGCAGGACUGGCCUACAGGGUGUUCCACUGUACUCAGUACGUCCGACAUGGCUCAGACCCGCUCUACACCCCUGAACCAGACACAUGCCAUGAACUCUUGGGACAUGUCCCACUACUUGCGGAUCCUAAGUUUGCUCAAUUUUCACAAGAGAUAGGUCUGGCAUCUUUGGGAGCAUCAGAUGAAGACGUUCAGAAACUAGCCACGUGCUAUUUCUUCACAAUUGAGUUUGGCCUUUGCAAGCAAGAAGGGCAACUGCGGGCAUAUGGAGCAGGACUGCUUUCCUCCAUUGGAGAAUUACAGCAUGCUCUUUCUGACAAGGCCUGUGUGAAAGCCUUUGACCCAAAGACAACGUGCUUACAGGAAUGUCUUAUCACCACCUUCCAGGAGGCCUACUUUGUUUCAGAAAGUUUUGAAGAAGCCAAAGAAAAGAUGAGGGACUUUGCAAAGUCAAUUACCCGUCCCUUCUCAGUAUACUUCAAUCCCUACACACAGAGUAUUGAAAUUCUGAAAGACACCAGAAGUAUUGAAAAUGUGGUGCAGGACCUCCGCAGUGAUUUGAACACAGUGUGUGAUGCCUUAAACAAAAUGAACCAAUAUCUGGGGAUUUGAUGCCUGGAACCAAUGCUGUUGCCAGCAUGAUCUUUUGGGGUUGCAGAAGCAAUUCAGCCAAUGUCAUAUAACACCAAUAACUUUCUGUGUCUUGGCUUGGCUAGUAAGCAUGCAAUUCUGUAUAUCUAUACCUACUUGUAACUUACUGUGUUAAUGUGUGAAACACUGUAAGGAACCCAAUAGCAGAUAACCCUCAUUGUUUGAAAGACUGUAAUAUGUUUAAAUGUCUUAAGUAGCUUUGACAUUCCUGCUUAGCAUCCCUAACCAAACUGCAUCUUCUAAAAUUUGUAACAAGGCACCCUCUUAUGAUUCUAGCUUAUGACCUUUUCUUCCUUGAAUCUGAGCUAUUCUCUGUUCAUUAGAUAAAAUGAAAAUAGCAGUGAAGCAGUUUCUAUUUUCAGUCGUAUCAGUGUUUUUGCAGCAUUAUUCGAGAUAAACUCAGAGUUGUAGGAAACUUCCUAUUACAGUAACAAAAGAUUCAUUGUUCUAUUUCAGAAAUUGUUGAGGUAACACAGUAGUUGAAAUGAUUUGAGAAUGAGUAUUUAUACAAUGUAAGAAAAGAAAACAUUUUACAAACAGGAUAUAUAGGUUGCAUUGACCUUGUAGAAACAGUUGUGGCAAGCUUCCUGAAGUAUUUUGAAGAGGAUACUUCCAGAAAGAAUAUGAGGAGAGAGUAAACACUGGGGAAUAAAUUCUUGGUACUAUGUAUUUCAUGCUGGAAUAAAGUGAAUUAUCAUCUCAAGUGUUUAACCCAUUUCUCUG
Molecule: messenger RNA, 4216 nt
Organism: Marmota monax (woodchuck)
Lineage: Eukaryota; Metazoa; Chordata; Mammalia; Rodentia; Sciuridae
Gene: Tph2
Product: tryptophan hydroxylase 2
Exons: 11
Coding region: 1979-3454 (491 amino acids)
Biological process (GO): serotonin biosynthetic process; aromatic amino acid metabolic process
Cellular component (GO): neuron projection
Molecular function (GO): iron ion binding; tryptophan 5-monooxygenase activity
Source: RefSeq, a predicted model, not a curated record